Molecule: messenger RNA, 525 nt
Organism: Apodemus sylvaticus (European woodmouse)
Lineage: Eukaryota; Metazoa; Chordata; Mammalia; Rodentia; Muridae
Product: pancreatic beta cell growth factor-like
Exons: 5
Biological process (GO): positive regulation of cell population proliferation; antimicrobial humoral immune response mediated by antimicrobial peptide; response to peptide hormone
Molecular function (GO): peptidoglycan binding; signaling receptor activity; oligosaccharide binding
Source: RefSeq, a predicted model, not a curated record
AUGAUGCUUCCCAUGACCCUCCAUGGCAUGUCCUGUAUGCUGCUAUCUUGCCUGAUGCCCCUGUCUUGGGUACAAGGUGAAAUAUCCCAGGAGAAACUGCCUUCUCCAUGCACCAGCUACCCCCAAGAAUCCCAAGCCUGUGGCUCAUGUUGCUACAUACUGAUUCUGAAACCACAGACAUGGACUCAUGCGGAACUGCACUGCCAUAAGAGUUUCUCAGGACACCUGGCAUUUCUGCUCAUGUAUGGUGAAAUUAUCUUCAUGUCUUUUCUGGUGAAAAACAGUUUGACCACAUCCCCAUACAUCUGGAUUGGACUUCAUGAUCUCUCACAUGAGACAGUGAUGGAUGAAAUUGGAUGGAGGUGGAGCAGCUCUGACCCUCUGACCUACUAUAACUGGGAGAGGAAGCCCUCUCUAUGAAACCGUGGUUAUUGUGCAGCUUUGCCUCAGGCCUCAGGUUAUCAGAAGUGGAGAGAUUGUUAUUGUGACACAAUAUUUUCAUAUGUCUACAAAUUCAAGGGUUAG